AUGCUUGCUGCAUACGAUUUGGGUAUGGCAACAUCCGGUGAAUAUUUUUUUAUCAAUAUUGAUGUUUCCACUGGAUCGCAUGCGGAACGACCAUGGAUACGAUCAAACGAUACAACAUCGUUGGAAAAUGAGAAAGCAAAAAAAGCAUAUCAAGCGCUAAAAACAAUUUCAUUGAGGCGUAGUGAUUUAGAUGAAUACAAAGAUUUUGAAUUACGUGUGAAAGAACGUGCUGAGAAAAAGUAUAAUUAUUCCGCUAAAACGGGUAAAGAAUAUGAAAUGAAUAAUUUUAUUAGCGCAUUUUAUGAUGCGCUUUUACUUUACGCGAUAGCAUUAAAUGAAACACUCAGUGAGGGUUUGGAUCCGCGUAAUGGACAGAAUAUAACGAGUAAAAUGUGGAGUCGAACUUUUGUUGGCAUUACGGGGAAUGUAUCAAUAGACGAGAAUGGUGAUCGUUAUUCAGAUUAUUCAUUGCUCGAUUUAGAUCCACAACAAGAUAAAUUUGUUGAAGUAGCGUAUUAUUCGGGUGCAUCAAAUGAAUUGAAACAGGUAGCAGAAUUUCAUUGGGUUGGUGGCAGUCCACCAAAAGAUUCACCAAUAUGUGGUUGGG
Molecule: messenger RNA, 607 nt
Organism: Acanthocheilonema viteae
Lineage: Eukaryota; Metazoa; Nematoda; Chromadorea; Rhabditida; Onchocercidae
Source: the annotation of a GenBank genome assembly